Messenger RNA from Bactrocera dorsalis (oriental fruit fly), 489 nucleotides. RefSeq names its product dachshund homolog 1-like. The record is from RefSeq and is a predicted model, not a curated record. The annotation marks the transcript as partial. The transcript is spliced from 2 exons. Lineage: Eukaryota; Metazoa; Arthropoda; Insecta; Diptera; Tephritidae.
AUGACGCAAACUACGGCAGCUGGCUCAGGGGGUUCGAAUGUCAGCAACUUGAUGACGACAAGUAGUACACCGAUACGCAUUGGGAGCGGAUUGAGCAGCUAUCAUGGUAACAGUUCAGCUUCUGUUGCUACUCAUCAUGCAUUGACCGGAAAUGAUUCAUCUUCACCCGGUGGUGGCGGUAGUGCUGGCACUGGCACAUCUGCUGUGCCUCAAUCUAGCAGUGUACCAUCUGGGGCAGCCGAUAAUAUACGUCAGCAAUUGCAAAGCCAAAUUUCCUUGUCUAUGGGCGCCUCCAAUCAGUCGUUAGGUGUUAGCGCGGGUGCUGUAGGAGUUUCUAGUAUAACACCACCCAACAGUGCCGGUCUGCGGCAGACUGGAGAAGAUAGUGACAAUUCCAUAGUUGAUGUGACAUACUUCCCAGUUUCUGCUAACGAUUCCAGUGAUAGUGUCUACGGCAAUGAUGAAGAUAACCCACCACAUCCGACCGCG